This is a messenger RNA of Daucus carota subsp. sativus, 862 nucleotides long. RefSeq lists its product as uncharacterized. The transcript is spliced from 3 exons. Bases 78 to 698 code for a protein of 206 amino acids. NCBI's taxonomy places the organism in Eukaryota, Viridiplantae, Streptophyta, Magnoliopsida, Apiales, Apiaceae. The record is from RefSeq and is a predicted model, not a curated record.
AGUAACAUCUGUGUUAGUUAAUCGUGUGUACAAGGAAGGUGUAACUAACUGGCAACAGCAAAGGAGCAUACCAAGCAAUGAACUACAUAUCCAGCUCCACCCUCUUCCUCCUCCUCCUAAUCUCCCAAAAUAUAUUAUUUUAUCAGAUUGCAGAUGCGGGAAAGCGGCGUGUUCACAUCACAAACGAUCUAGAUGACGUCGUUGACAAUGAAGAAGAUGAAGCCUGGAAAGAAUGGGGCAAAAAGAAAUCGUCGCCCGACGCCGAUUUGCCAGACAUUGAUUUCUCUCAACAAACUGAUUUUACAAAGAUGCAAACGGAAAUGAUGAAGUACCAAACCGGCCCGGCUUUUGGCUUUGUUAAGCUCCGGCUAGGUCAGCGGAGAAAACCGGAUAUGGUAUCUGAGAUUGCAUUGAAGUGGACCAAACUUUCAAAAACUGGGACUCUUGAUGUAAAGUUUAUGGGAGUUGAUUUGAGCACAAUUAUGUUCACAUUGGAGAAAGGUCAAGACUCUUUUGAGUUGAAAGAUUUCAUAUUGAACCAACCGGAUGCAUAUGAGGUUAAGAUAGGAGACCAGAUUUUUCGAAGACCUGGUGAUGCUCCGUUUGAUGUUGAAUUUCAAAAACAUCAUGGGGACGAAGACAAGGUAGACUAUACCAGAUCGGCCAAGAAUGACGAACAGCAGACAGAUGAGUUAUAGUUGCCUAAUAAUAGUUAUACCCCUAAGCAGACCAUCUUAUAUCAGGAAAAGCAAGGGAUGUUGAUUUGGCAAUGUGCAGACUAGUUUAGUGGUUUACUCAGCCGCAGCACCGUCUUUGCUGUCUAAUUGAUAGUACUUUCCGUUAUCUUCAAAUAAUGACUAAC